CACACCACCGCCCCUCCACCCCUUUUCCCCAUCCACCCCAUUUUUCCAUCCCGAUGGAUCAAUCACUGGUUCGCGUCGAAACUCAGUUCGCAGACGAACUGCUUACCUCAGGCCGAACACUCCAAUCAUGCGCUGCCUCGCCGUAACCUCGGCGUUGACGAGCUGCCCUGAUCCUUUUCUCCUCAUCUUGGCUCGGACUUGCCCCCGAGAUUGGGUUUCUUAACAGCACUCCUGCUGCUCUCGCUGCUCUCGCUGCCCUCUCUCCCCUCUAUCUGUCCAACCAGACACUUCUGUAGUCCCAUCUUACUGAUCGGCCGCAACCAUGGUCUACACUGCAUCCAUGGCCUUCUUCGAGGCACUGUGGGAGGCCGGGGUCACCCAUGUCUUCGUCAACCUGGGGUCUGAUCACCCCUCCAUCCUCGAAGCCAUGGUCAAGGGUCAGAAGGAAAAGCCCACCGAGUUCCCCAAGAUCGUGACCUGCCCCAACGAGAUGGUGGCGCUGUCCAUGGCUGACGGUUACGCGCGGUUGACUGGCAAGCCCCAGUGUGUCAUCGUCCACGUUGACGUCGGCACGCAAGGCCUUGGGGCAGCCGUCCACAACGCGUCGUGUGGCCGUGCUCCCGUCUUGAUCUUCGCCGGUCUCUCCCCCUACACCCUCGAGGGAGAGAUGCGCGGGUCCCGCACCGAGUACAUCCAUUGGAUCCAAGAUGUGCCCGACCAGAAGCAGAUCGUGUCGCAGUAUUGCCGCUAUUCCGCGGAAAUCCGCUCUGGCAAGAACAUCAAGCAGAUGGUCAACCGCGCCCUGCAGUUCGCGACUAGUGACCCCCAGGGCCCCGUCUACCUCGCGGGGGCGCGAGAGGUCAUGGAGGAGGAGAUCACCCCGUACAUCCUCAACCAGAACCACUGGGUGUCCGUCUCUCCGGCCGCGCUGCCUACGGAGGGCGUCGAGUUGAUCGCCUCCGAGCUGGCGGCCGCCAAAGAGCCCCUGGUCAUCGUAGGCUACUCUGGCCGUAGUGCCCAGAGUGUCAAAGAGCUCGUCACCCUAGCGGACACAUUCAAGGGCCUCCGGGUUCUGGACACCGGGGGUUGUGACAUGUGCUUCCCCGGAGACCACCCAGCCUAUCUGGGAAUGCGCUUCGGCAACCACGACGCCGUUAAAACCGCCGACUUCAUCCUGGUGGCCGACUGCGACGUGCCCUGGAUCCCCACGCUCUGCAAGCCCUCCGACACAGCCCGGAUCAUCCAUGUCGACAUUGACCCCCUCAAGCAGCAGAUCCCCGUCUUCUACAUCCCCAGCAUCGCCACCUACCGGGCUGAAUCGGGAACCGUCUUCAAACAACUCAACGCAUACAUCGCCGCCAACGCCUCCCUCCAACAGACCAUCGCCUCCCCAGAGAAUCUCGCUCGCAGCAAACAGCGCGAAGAGUCUUUCCGUCAGACCCGCCAAGCCAUCGCCGACCUGGCCGCUCCUCCCUCCGGCGGCGCCACCGCCCCCCUCAACGCCUCUUAUAUGAUGGGCCAAGUCCGCCAAAGCUGUCCCGAGGACACCAUCUGGGCCAUUGAAUCCGUCACCCUCACGGGCAUCGUAGCCGACCAGGUCGCCCCCUCGAUCCCCAAAUCAUGGAUCAACUGCGGAGGCGGCGGACUAGGCUGGUCCGGCGGCGGCGCGCUCGGAAUCAAGCUGGCCACAGACCUCGAGCACGGCGGCCCCAACAAAGGCAAAUUCGUCUGCCAGAUCGUCGGUGACGGCACCUACCUUUUCUCCGUCCCGGGCUCCGUCUACUGGGUGGCCCGCCGCUACAACAUCCCCAUCCUGACCAUCGUGCUGAACAACAAGGGCUGGAACGCCCCACGACGCAGCAUGCUCCUCGUCCACCCUAACGGCGACGGCUCCCGUGCCACAAACGAGGAACUGAACAUCUCCUUCGCCCCGACCCCGGAUUACCCCGGCAUUGCCAAGGCCGCGUCCGGCGGCGUCAUCUGGGGGGCCCAGGCUGCUACCGUGGCUGAGCUGCAGGAGCUGCUGCCGCAGGCGAUCGAGACUGUCAAGAAUGGCACCACUGCUGUCCUGGAGGUGCAGCUGAAUGGGACAGAGGGGAAAUAUGUCGCUGAUAAGUGUGCGUGAUUGUGAUUGGACGGGCUUUUCUCUGUCUGCGGUUAGUUGUCUAGCUUGCGUAGAUAGUAUACUAUUCAAUAUAUUAUGGUCCUGAA
Molecule: messenger RNA, 2211 nt
Organism: Aspergillus heteromorphus CBS 117.55
Lineage: Eukaryota; Fungi; Ascomycota; Eurotiomycetes; Eurotiales; Aspergillaceae
Product: putative thiamine pyrophosphate enzyme
Exons: 4
Coding region: 323-2125 (600 amino acids)
Biological process (GO): L-valine biosynthetic process
Cellular component (GO): mitochondrion; acetolactate synthase complex
Molecular function (GO): acetolactate synthase activity; flavin adenine dinucleotide binding; thiamine pyrophosphate binding
Source: RefSeq, a predicted model, not a curated record